This is a messenger RNA of Neogale vison (American mink), 1934 nucleotides long. RefSeq names its product kelch like family member 41 (gene KLHL41). The transcript has 6 exons. Bases 1 to 1821 code for a protein of 606 amino acids. Gene Ontology annotation, molecular function: protein binding. NCBI's taxonomy places the organism in Eukaryota, Metazoa, Chordata, Mammalia, Carnivora, Mustelidae. The record is from RefSeq and is a predicted model, not a curated record.
AUGGAUUCUCAGCGGGAACUCACAGAGGAACUGCGGCUUUACCAAUCCACCCUUCUUCAGGACGGUCUAAAAGAUCUCCUGGAAGAAAAAAAAUUCAUCGAUUGCACCCUAAAAGCAGGUGACAAAAGUCUUCCUUGCCACAGGUUGAUUUUGUCAGCUUGUAGUCCUUACUUCCGUGAGUAUUUUUUAUCUGAAAUUGAUGAGGGGAAAAAAAAGGAAGUAGUGUUAGAUAAUGUGGAUCCUGCUGUGCUGGAUUUGAUCAUCAAGUACCUGUACUCUGCCAGUAUCGACCUCAACGAUGGAAACGUGCAGGAUAUUUUUGCCCUGGCUAGCCGCUUUCAGAUCCCUUCGGUGUUCACUGUCUGUGUUUCUUAUCUUCAGAAGAGACUUGCUCCUGGUAACUGUCUAGCCAUCUUAAGGUUAGGACUUCUUCUCGACUGCCCAAGACUCGCCAUCUCUGCCCGUGAAUUUGUGUCUGAUCGCUUUGUACAGAUUUGCAAGGAAGAGGACUUUAUGCAGCUAUCUCCACAGGAACUGAUCUCAGUAAUUUCAAAUGACAGCCUAAAUGUAGAAAAGGAAGAAGCAGUAUUUGAGGCAGUGAUGAAAUGGGUGCGAACGGACAAAGAAAACAGGGUUAAGAACCUUAGUGAAGUGUUUGAUUGUAUUCGUUUUCGUCUUAUGACAGAAAAAUAUUUUAAAGAUCAUGUUGAGAAAGAUGAGAUAAUUAAAAGCAACCCAGAACUCCAGAAAAAAAUCAAAGUUCUCAAAGAUGCCUUCGCAGGCAAACUCCCCGAACCUAGCAAAAAUGCAGAGAAGGCUGGGACUGGUGAGGUGAAUGGUGAUGUUGGUGAUGAAGACUUACUUCCUGGUUACCUGAAUGACAUUCCCAGGCACGGGAUGUUUGUCAAAGACCUCAUCCUCUUGGUUAAUGACACAGCUGCAGUGGCUUAUGAUCCCACAGAAAAUGAGUGCUACCUUACUGCACUGGCUGAGCAGAUUCCCAGAAAUCAUUCUAGCAUUGUUACCCAACAAAAUCAGGUGUAUGUGGUAGGAGGACUAUAUGUGGAUGAAGAAAAUAAAGAUCAGCCUCUACAGUCUUACUUCUUCCAGCUUGAUAACAUAACAUCUGAGUGGGUUGGACUUCCACCUCUGCCUUCAGCCAGGUGUCUCUUUGGUCUGGGAGAGGUAGAUGACAAAAUCUAUGUAGUGGCAGGCAAGGACCUUCAAACAGAGGCUUCGCUGGAUUCAGUAUUAUGCUAUGAUCCCGUGGCUGCAAAGUGGAAUGAAGUUAAAAAACUGCCUAUCAAAGUCUAUGGCCACAGUGUGAUUUCACAUAAGGGGAUGAUAUAUUGUCUAGGAGGAAAGACAGAUGACAAAAAGUGUACAAACAGGGUGUUUAUCUACAACCCCAAAAAAGGAGACUGGAAGGAUCUGGCUCCAAUGAAAAUCCCUCGUUCCAUGUUCGGAGUGGCAGUGCAUAAAGGCAAAAUUGUGAUUGCGGGAGGUGUCACUGAAGAUGGUCUUUCAGCUUCAGUGGAAGCUUUUGACCUCACAACCAAUAAAUGGGAAGUAAUGACUGAAUUUCCCCAAGAAAGAAGCUCCAUCAGUUUGGUCGGCCUGGCUGGAUCCCUAUAUGCCAUCGGUGGUUUUGCCAUGAUUCAACUGGAGUCCAAAGAGUUUGCCCCCACUGAAGUCAAUGACAUAUGGAAGUAUGAAGAUGAUAAAAAAGAAUGGGCCGGGAUGUUGAAGGAAAUACGUUAUGCUUCAGGAGCUAGUUGCCUAGCAACACGUUUAAACCUCUUCAAACUGUCUAAACUAUAAAUGGGGAGGCGGAAAAAAAAACAAUAGAAUGGGAUGUGUUUUGUUUGGAAAUAGGGCUUUAAUUUAUUCUGUUUUUCAAAAGCCUACGCAGAGAUUCAUGUAGAAAUUAUUCA